CGGAAUUCAUGAUUUUCCCCAGUUUUUAAUAGAUCUAGAUCUAGAUCUAUCUCUCUCAAAUUGUCUCAGUGGUGAAUCUUGGAAGAAUCUGCACAGUAAGGAGAACAGAUAAUGGCAGUACCGGUAAAUGAAAAUCCAGUUGAACAUCCCAAAUGUAUAUUCUGCAAAAUAGCUCACAAACUGGAACCAAAUAGCCGCUUGCUGCAUGAUGAUGAUGAAUUUGUCAUUUUCAAGGACAUCAAGCCUGCAGCAGAGCAUCACUAUCUUGUUGUGCCUAAAGACCAUCUGAAGGACCCAAAGAGUUUAAAAGCUUCAGAUGUGAACUUAGUGGAAAGAAUGGUUUCAGUAGGGACCGAGUACCUCCAGAGUGUGAACGGAAAGUUGAGAUCAUCAGGACUUGCCAUGGCAGAUUGGGGUUUUGCUCAUUUUGGGGAUGAUGAUGAAAAUGAAGACGAAGAUGGAGAAUUUGGAUUUCAGGCCCGUUUUAACCAGAGGGAUGGUCUUAUUUUCCUGAUAGACACAUCAAAAUCAAUGUUUGAUGCUGCUGACGAUGAGGAGUGUUUAUUUCAACUUUGCAUGAAGGCUGCAAAGACAACAGUCCAGAACAAGAUCAUCAGCAGUGAAAGGGAUUUAAUUGGAACAGUGUUUUUUGGAACAGAGGAAUCUGAAAAUCAAAGUGGAUUUAAACAUGUUUAUGUUUAUCAGAGCCUAGAUCAGCCUGGAGCUCAAAGGAUUCUGGAUUUAGAAGACAUGGAAGAAAAUUGUGUUAGAACAUUUUCCAAGGACUAUGGGCACAAUGAAGCUUACUCAUUGAGAGAUGCUCUCUGGACAUGUCAAAACAUGUUUGCAAGCAGUGCGCAGAAUCUUGGAUCCAAGAGAAUCAUGCUGUUCACAAACAAUGAUGACCCACAUGGAGCCAACCCACAGUUGAGAAGACUUGCGGUGACAAAAGCCAGUGACCUUAAUGAGACUGGCAUCGACCUAGAACUAAUGCAUCUGCAAAAUCCUGGCCAAUCUUUUGACAUCAACAAGUUUUACAAGGAUAUCUUGUACAAUGAUGAUGAUGACAUCAAUGAGAUGGCCGAUCCUGCAGAAAAGAUGGAAGAACUAUUGAGGAGAGUACGAUCCAAAGAUCACAAGAAAAGAGCCAAUCGACGAAUUCCUUUCAGCCUUGGAGAAGGACUCAACUUUUCAGUUGGCGUAUACAAUCUUGUCCGUUCAUGCCCUAAACCGUACGCUGUCAAACUGACCAAAAAAGAAAACGCUGAGUUAAAGAGCCAUACAAAGACGUAUCUACCGGAUACAGGAGAAGUGCUCAUGCCUCAAGAUCUGAAGAAAGCUCAGACUUAUGGUGGCAGAAAAAUUUGUUUUGAGAAUGAUGAAGUUACAGAGAUAAAGCGUUUUGAUACCCCAGGAUUUACCCUGAUGGGUUUCAAGCCUAGAUCUUCGCUGAAGAAAUACUUUCAUGUGAAGCCAGCCCAAUUCAUCUACCCUGAUGAAAUGAAAGUGACAGGCAGCACUCAAGCAUUCUCAGCGCUUCUGAAAAAAUGCCUUGAGCGUGAUGUGACGCCUAUUUGCAAGUACAUCCCUAGCCGAAACCUCCCACCCAAGUUUGUCACGCUUUUGCCACAGGCUGAAGAACUGGAUGAGCACAAGGUGCAAGUAACUCCGCCUGGGUUUCACGUCAUAUUUUUGCCGUGUGCUGACGAUUUCAGAAGAGUUAAUUACGUGGAGAAGCCAAGAGCCACUGCUGACCAGAUUGACAAAGCCAAAGAAGUGAUAAAAAAGUUGAAGUUCAAAUUCAGCAGCGAGGAUUUUGAGAAUCCAGUACUGCAGAACCACUGGAGGAACAUCGAAGCUUUGGCGCUGGAGAGAGAUGAGGUGGAGGAGCCGGUCGAUCACAUCUUGCCAUCAGUUGAACUGUUUGCCGAACGUGCUGGUAAGGCAUUGGAUGAGUUCAAAGACAUGGUGUUCCCCCCAGGAUAUGUGCCGGGACAAAAGAGACGGGCUCCGGCUGCGUCAACGGCAGCGAAGAAAGCCAAAGCAGAAGAUGCUUUGGCUGGCCUGGAUGUGAAGAAGGAAGCUGAGGCUGGAAGGCUUGGCAAGCUCACUGUUGCUGUUCUCAGAGACGUCAUAAAGAAAGAAAAGAUUAACACAACAGCCACCAGGAAGAAUGACCUCAUUGAUGCUAUCAAUGAUCACUUUGGUAUUUGAACCCAUGAUAUAGCUCCUUUAUUUUUUGCAGGUCACUUUAAUUUUUUUGGCGAACCACUACAUUUAUUAGCAUUAAUUACUACUCGUUUAUGUGUAAGUUGUAAGUGAAGCCAAGAGGCUUAAAUUCUUUAUCAUGUAAUGUUAUCUGGCAAGUAAAUUGAUGGCAGCAAAAUUUAUACAAGUCUUCUUUAUGUUGUUCAUAUAUCACCUUUUGUCAAUAUUGGUUUUCCUGUGUGCAUGAGAUAAUAUUUCUUGAUCCUGUGUCUCUUUAGUGUAGGUUUAAAAUUUUCAUAGGGACCGGACUGGAUAAGGAUGUUGGUCCUAUAUUGAGGCUAUAUAGAAAAGGUAAACAAAUAUUUGGGUGGUGAAUAGGUGCCGGUGAGGAAAUUUCAGGCACUGUUUUGUUGAUGACAAAAUCCUUGCUUCUUUUUAAAUGGUGAAAUAAGCUCAUGUCUUACAGCCGUGCAGGCAUUGAAAAAUUGAUAGUUACAACAGAAACCUUCAUUCUUAUUUUUAAUCUUUAUUAACUUCGUUAUGAUUUGUAGCAAUGCUUGUGGCCAAUGAAGAAUACUAGAAUAAUGAGAGAAUUUUGGAACAAAAAUAAUUUUCCGAUUAUCUUUUGUCUGUUUCUUCAUACUUUAGUGUGUUAAGUUGAGGCAUUAUCAAGCUACAUGUAACCUAUAUAGCGGCAGUGCUUAUGAGGGCCUAAUAUAUAGUCUAAAUAAUGUAACUCACUAUUUAGACAUUUUACUUGCUGGCAUCUACUCAAGUAUUUAGUUGUAAAAUUGAAUUCUGAUGAAAGCAUAAGGGUAGUGUAAGUACGUUGGCCUUAUAUUUUGUGUGGCUUAACCUACAACUUUUUAGAAAUGAUUUGUUAAGCAAAGAGCCGUUGUGUUUGCUGUUUGGUGUGCUUCCCUUUGUACAGCUUACAUUUUUAAUUGUAUGUGAGAAAGGGCUUGUUUGCAAUGUUCCUUUGUUUAUUAUGCCAUUCAAGGGUGAUCUGUUCACUCAACUUAUUGAUGUGAUGGACUGCAGUGCAGACAACCUCAACCAUAGUCUGAACCUCCGACGAGGUAGGCCCUACUCUUGAACUUGGCUUGUUUUGAUUCUUCAGGGCUCUCAGCUCUCUUGGUUCAGUCCAACUGGAGAUAAUGUUAGGUUAGAGUUGGAGGUCAUGCCACCUCUUGCAUUACCAUGAUAUAUAUAAUAAUGUUAAAAACUCAUGCCAGUGAUACUGCACAAUUUUGCGAUGAACAUUUUCUUUGUACUUGGUGGACUUUCAGCACUGAUACAUCGGGACUGUGAAAUGAGUUUGGAAACAAAUUUUGCUAGAAUUUAGAAUGUGUUACUUUAUUUCGUAGUGAUUUGUGUAAUUUUUUUCUAGUUCUAGACAUGAAAGUACAUCUUCCUGUCACGUACAGUUCAUCUCAGAGUAGAUUUUAUUCUUUUGACCUGUUUGGAGUUUUUACAGUAAGCCUACAUUUUCAUUUGUUUCUUUGAUAUUUUUAUGUACUGGUACCACAAAAUAAACUUUUGAAAAAAGAAAA
This is a messenger RNA of Aplysia californica (California sea hare), 3761 nucleotides long. Its product is annotated as X-ray repair cross-complementing protein 5. Gene Ontology annotation, molecular function: damaged DNA binding; DNA helicase activity; double-stranded DNA binding. Lineage: Eukaryota; Metazoa; Mollusca; Gastropoda; Aplysiida; Aplysiidae. The transcript has 21 exons. Bases 112 to 2214 code for a protein of 700 amino acids. Gene Ontology annotation, cellular component: Ku70:Ku80 complex; nucleus. The record is from RefSeq and is a predicted model, not a curated record. Gene Ontology annotation, biological process: cellular response to X-ray; double-strand break repair via nonhomologous end joining; cellular response to gamma radiation.